UUCCUCAAAUUCCUUCAUUCCUUCAGGGGUCAAUCACGCCCAUGAAGAGAGACGACAGUUCCUUCCUUUCUUUCCUCCCUACUGGACAUGAUUGGCAGCUGAGAAACAAAGUAUUCUGAGGCAUGGUAAAGACAACUGAACUUAACACGGACCACGGAACAACAUGAAUCCUGCUUGGAUUGGACAGUCGCUUGAUCACGUGAUCAGCUGAGUCUACUCACCACUGUCGACGCUAAAUAUUCAGUAUUUCGACGUUUGUGAGUUUUGAAAGAAGUUCAGUGCUGGUGUUUUUACGAAACGUACGUUUACAUUUGCUUACACCAAAAAAACUUCAACUUCGACGGCUAAAGUUUUUCUUUUUAUCCUGUAAAAACUUUGGUAUAAUUCACCGGGAAAAUACACGUAAGCCUUUGGAAGUUAACUCUGUCGGUCUAUUUUGAGAUUACUUGACGUCUGGUCGUACAGAAACAUUAACAAAAGCCGCUCUUUUUUAUAAUACAAGUUGGUUAGUUAGUUUGUUUUCCGCCAUUUUAUAACAUACUUAAUGUUUCAGUCUGCAUUAUACGUUUCAUGUAACGCGUUUAAAUCGUUUUCCAAUCCAAUUGUGACCUCUUAUAAUGGUACUGUGGCAACCCAUAACCAACUUGAAAGAUUAUGUUACAAAAAAACCACCUGGAGUCACUUUUUUUCUUUGCCUUAUAAGUCUGGCUAUCUCGUUCAUCUUUCUCAGUGUUUACAGCUAUAAUCACAUCCUCCCUAAUCCAGAUGUUGUAAAGGACUGGAACCACCUGCUUUUCUCCAUAGCUCAGUAUCACUUAUGUGAGAAAAACGGCACACAUUUUGCACAGCCAAUUGGAACUUAUAAUAAAGAAUCAAAACUUCACAAAGAAGACUUGAUCUAUUCUACAUCAGUGGCAGUUUCUGUGCCAAUACAUGCUCGAGUCCCUCUUAUUUUAUCUUCUAAAGGGAGCUAUAAGAGCAUCUCCCUGUACACGAGUUUCACAGCUGGCCAGUUAAAACUUGAAGGAAAUGAAACUUUUAGUGCAACUAUAGACUUCACAGCAAAUGAGAGUUACGCAUGCCUUACCAUAAGAGAGCCAUCUUCUCUGCUUUCUGUAAGCCCACAACCACCAACAUGCCUCCAGAAUGUGAUUAACACACAAGUUAUCUAUACUGAACCAAAGAAAUUGAUGGCAACAUCACAAAAGUGCUACAGUUUUCAAGCCAUAUAUGACCCAACACUCGAAGUUAUGUUGACAAAGGAAGAUCAACUUGUAGCUAUACGACACCUUUUGGAAGUAGCUCUUGUUUUACUUGGAGUUUGUUUAAUACUAUGUCUAUCUGUAAGCCUCACACAUUCCCAGAAUCUGCAUCCCCGCUGGAAGGAGCAGGAUUUUCAUCAUGUAAUGGAACCUCUGGUCAAAAACUGAAUGUUCUCUCUCCUUUGUUAUUUCUCACAAAAUCAUUAGCAUUACAAGAAAUACUAUAAAUGUGAUAUUUACUUUGAGUUGAAUUCUUUAAUGGAAUUAAAUAAAAAUGUAUAAAGAU
Molecule: messenger RNA, 1548 nt
Organism: Boleophthalmus pectinirostris (great blue-spotted mudskipper)
Lineage: Eukaryota; Metazoa; Chordata; Actinopteri; Gobiiformes; Gobiidae
Product: transmembrane protein 248-like
Exons: 6
Coding region: 618-1430 (270 amino acids)
Source: RefSeq, a predicted model, not a curated record